Molecule: messenger RNA, 1302 nt
Organism: Thyridium curvatum
Lineage: Eukaryota; Fungi; Ascomycota; Sordariomycetes; Thyridiales; Thyridiaceae
Exons: 3
Coding region: 1-1302 (433 amino acids)
Biological process (GO): DNA-templated transcription
Molecular function (GO): DNA binding; zinc ion binding
Source: RefSeq, a predicted model, not a curated record
AUGCCCUUGACUCAAAGGCAAAGAGCACUCCAUAGGAGACUUUUUACAGCGAAUCAGCAAGCCAAGGAAUAUCAACGAGUACAAGAAUUAAGAUCAAUUCCGACACAAUCACCUUCCCAGAACCCAAUCCCGGCUCCGGAGCCUCAACCGGCCAGGGAUUACCAAGAAGCCAUAGAGCCUCAACACAGGAAAGAAGCAAGCCUGAACAGAGUCAGCCUAGCAUGUGUGGAAGUUGCUGCAUUCCAGGAAUACCUACCUUUUGAUGACUAUGUCCCCGAAUAUUCUCUCCCGCUCACGCAAGCAGAGGCUGGUAGCCAUCCGCUCAACCCGAUUACCAACGUGGCCCAGACUGUUGCAGAGAGCGUCAAUGGUUCGAGCUCAGGCUCGGAGAGCAAUGACUCGCCGACGUCCACAACCUGUGGUGAAGGGACUUCCUUAGAGUCCUAUCAGAGCUUAGGAGACAACCGACAAUACACGACCGCGAUAUUUCAAGUUUUCCCCACCACUCUCGAUCAGACUGCUUUAGCAUAUCUUCAGUGCCGGCACGCGUUCAUCCGGCCCCAGCCAGCGUUCCAGACACACCUUCUUCUGAAAUACAUCCGCCAUGUUCACAGUGCCAUGCCAGUUCUCGAUAUCCAUCAGCUAGUCUCAACUAUAACGCAGGAUACAUCGAGCGUUCCCUCACCAACCAAAUCAGCUGAAGAGAAACCACAGAUACCAUACCUACUUUAUCAAGCAGUAAUGUUCUCCGCAGUCAAAUUUGCAGAUGGAGAGGCUUUAAAGUCGGCUGGCUACGACACAGUGAAUGCUGCUCAAUUGGAGAUGCUUCAACGUGCCAGAGUGCUCUAUGAUCUCGACACUUGCACAGAUGUGGUCACCCUGAUCCAAUCUCUGUUACUCCUCUCCUUCGGCAGUCGCUUUAUCGACGAGCCUCCGGGUGGCAGAAAUUCUCAGUUCUGGCAUGGGCUGGCCGUAUCUACUGCCAUGAGAUUGGAAAUGAACAGCCACACCUCAUCAAACAAUUCGACAGAACCUGAAAGGCGUCUAUGGCGUCGUAUACGGUGGAGUCUACUUCUCUGGGAUCACCUGCUAGUGAUAUAUCAGGGCUCCUCUCACAAGUCAAUGGCACGCCGCCUAAAAUGGGUGGAGAAUGACCUGCCGAUCUUGAGUCUAGAUGAUUUUGACACCAGGCCGAUAUCAAUCAAUGGUCAGAAGGCGGCAGAGAGCGCGCAACUGGAGCAGGAUGCAAUGAACACCAUUGAGAAAGUCAUGCUGUGCUGCCAGAAUACUGGCUCCAGCUAA